Molecule: messenger RNA, 2052 nt
Organism: Lottia gigantea (owl limpet)
Lineage: Eukaryota; Metazoa; Mollusca; Gastropoda; Lottiidae
Exons: 1
Coding region: 1-2052 (683 amino acids)
Source: RefSeq, a predicted model, not a curated record
AUGGGAUGUAAAUUCAGCAAAAAAUCAUCAGGUCGGGUGGGAGUGAUAGAAACGUUCAAGAGUGCUCAUUAUCAACCACUGAUAUCUUCUAAAAUUACUAGAAAGUUGAGAACUAGAAAGAAAGACAGUCGAAAAUUGGAAUAUUCUUCAAACAUUAAAUUUAGUGACUUUUCAACAACGAGUGCCACUUAUGUAAAAUCUGCUUCCGAAACGUCAAAAAUUACCGUCCGGUUAUCUUGUGAUGGUUCUACAUUGGAAAUAGAACAAUGUGACACUACCCAUGAAAUAGUGGACGAUUUGAGUGAAAUAAAAGUGUUCAAUGAACGUGUAGUGCGUUCGUUGAGUGUUCCUAUUUUAUCAUCCUGUACACAUUCUAAUGUCAAAAAAUCGAAAUUUGAAUCAAUGGGAUUAAACAUGGUGUCGCCUGCUUGUGGAGCGGAAUCAGAUCAGAAUCUUACUCUGGGCUCUUCUUGGUUCAAUGAAAAAUAUAAUUUUGAAAACAUAGAUAAGACUCGAUGCCCAUUAGCUUGCCAGAUAUCAGAUGAAAUGUUUCCGACAAAAUGUGAUACAUGCACAGAUAUACCAGCUACUGCGAUUUCUAGGGAACGUAUGUGUAGUAAUUUGACUAGUGUAGACAUCCACAUUGUGCCUGAGACUAACUUCCAUUCUUAUCUUCCCGUGAAAUCUUCAGAUGAAAGAAAAAUCUCUGAUGGAAAUGUAAUCUUAUUUUCCUCGGAAUUACACGGUGAUUACUCAACAGUCCUAUGUCAAGAUGACUCUAGCAAAUUAAACUCUGAUGUUACGUCCAUGAUUGGUAGUGCUGAAGCUAGGAUGGAGAGGUACAUAAAACAAUCAGAAGACGGUGUAAACGAGACUCAUUUCACGGACAUUAGGAAGCCACAAUGUUAUCAAGGCCAAUUUUUAAGUAAUAGUUGUUGUCUAACGACCUAUGGAUUACAAGCUCGAACAAAAGACACCCAUGAUAUCAAUACCUUUAGAGACGAGGCUUGGUUCAAUUUAUUAACUACUGAAAGUUUUAAUAAACAAAUCGUACCAACUGUCGAUAAUGAAGCGAUAUCGUUAAGAACUAAAAACCCGUCUCUUCCAACUCUUCCUCAGCAAUCCAGUGAUACCACUUUAACUAAUGUUCAGAAAAUUGGAGGGUCUGAAUCAAAUACAGGAAGUUCAUAUAUAAAAACGGACAAAACGUGCAAUCAAGAAUCUAGGACAGUCAAAGAACAUGAUAUUAAACCCAAUCAAUUACUAACAGCCACGUAUAUCAAUCAACAGGACGUAAAGACUCUUGAUUUAAAUUUUGGGGAGGAUAUUACGUCCAAUCAAUUAACGUCUACAAGAAGUAAUAAUAGUGAUCUAGGAUCUCUAGACUGUGUCAAUAGUUAUGUUGUAGACACGAGAAUGGAUGACAUUGAACAUCAUUCUAACUCCCAGACGGCUCGCUUUCUUUUUAUGACAUCAAAUCAUGGCAUUGAAAUUUCUCCCAACGGCGACUUUUCAACUCGCACUAUAUUUCCUAACGUUUCAAAUAAUCCACUAUCUUGUUUUUAUGACGACUGCGAAACAGAAUCAAAAAAUCAACUCGUAGAUGGCAAGUUCGGUUUUGUGGAGACCGAAUUUGAUACCGAUAUUGAUUUUGAAAACCGACUUAGAAAUGGAAAUUCAAACGUUACAGACAAAUCAGAUUCAAUUCUUAAUGAUGCUCAUAAUUCUUCAGAUUGGCUCUCUUCUAUUGAACAUUUUCAAGAUGAAAAUUCGACUAAUUCAAGUGGAAUAAAUGGGCGUAAAGUGUCAUUCAAGAUUGAUAUGGAAAACCAUGCGUCCUCAAAUAAUGAUAACCUACAUUAUAGCUACUCAAUCAAAUCUUAUCGUGAUAGUGCUAAAUUUGCACCAAUAAACAACCUCAUUGAAACUGAAUUUAAAACCAAAGAGCUGAUAGAUGAUUUAGGAAACUGUGAUACUAUACUGUGUCAACGUACUUGUCCUCACAUGACUUAUCUAGAAAAAGAUUCUGGAUUCUCUGACAGUUUUCUGUAA